UACUGAUGCAGUCCGAAGCCCAGGGCCUCACACCUACUGGGCAAACUCGAGCACUGAGUUGCACCUUCAGCUGGAUCCUGGUUGAUGAAGUUGCCCCAUACCACACAACUGGAAUAUUUCUGUAGCUGGGGGUGGUACUUGAUGCUAGUUAUUUGUUUACAGGUAGCUUUUGAAAAUGGCUGCCUCUCAUUACUCCGGGCUUACAGCUGUUGCUGAUGUCAUUAAAGAUCUAGACACUCAGAUAGCAUUGAUUGGCCUUGGUCCUCACAGCUCCAAAAAGAAGCAGGAUCUUGAUAAACUCUAUGAGCUGAAGUCCAAAGCUCGGCAGAUUAUGAACCAGUUUGGCCCCUCAGCCCUAAUCAACCUCUCCAAUUUCUCAUCUAUAAAACCAGAGCCGGCCAGCACCCCUCCACAAGGCUCCAUGGCCAAUAGCACCACUGUGGUAAAGAUACCAGGCACUCCUGGGGCAGGCGGUCGGCUUAGCCCUGAAAACAAUCAGGUAUUGACCAAGAAGAAAUUACAAGAUUUAGUCAGAGAAGUGGAUCCUAAUGAGCAGCUGGAUGAAGAUGUGGAGGAGAUGUUGCUGCAGAUCGCCGAUGAUUUCAUCGAGAGUGUGGUGACAGCGGCCUGCCAGCUUGCUCGGCAUCGCAAGUCUAGCACCCUAGAGGUGAAAGAUGUCCAGCUGCAUCUAGAGCGCCAGUGGAACAUGUGGAUCCCAGGAUUUGGCUCUGAGGAAAUUCGACCCUACAAGAAAGCUUGCACCACAGAAGCUCACAAACAGAGAAUGGCAUUGAUCCGGAAAACAACCAAGAAAUAACACAGGACAGUCAGGGAAUGGACGACAUGUACUUGGAGAUACUUGAGCUGAGACCUCAGCCAUCUCAUCCUUGGAUUUUUUUUUUAAAUGCUUUACAGAGAAGCAUAUAUUUUUUAUUAACAGUGCAGCAAUAUCUAUAAUGACUGAGAAGAUCUGCCAAAAGAAUAAAGCCUCCUACCCCAACUUCUGGUCCCUUUCCCUGCCAUCUCAAAGGAGGAGACUUUCCCUGUGGUUUAUCUUAUAAACGACUGACUGUAGGCAGAGUGGUGUGGUCAUGUUGGUGAGACAGUGUUAGCAGGUUUGUAGAGGGUCUGUCGCCUCCUCCCCUGUCCCCGUACUUUGUAAUGUCAGUGUUUCUAUGAAUAUGAACUUGAUUUGUUUUUCCAGAAUAAAGAACUUAUUAAUUGGAGACACAGGUGCCUAGCUGAGAGCCUUUGAAAUGCCAGGGAGGACCAGCAAGGCCGGAGCGCUGCCGUCAGCAGGUGGCAGCACAGGCACCAUCCCUACAGUUAAACAGGUUUUUCAGUUUUACUCCAAAGGAACGAACCAGCAGUCGGAGCUGGAGUUCAGUUUCUCUGCCACAGGACAGGGUGAACUAGCCCCAAAAUAAACAAGCAUCCUAGUUCUGAUAAUGUCAGUGUCCCUGGGACUUCUUUUUUUUUUUUUGGUGUUUUGAGGCAGGCUAUUGUGUAGCCCAGGCUGGUUUCAAAUUUGAUGUAUUGCUGAGGCUAUCCUUGAACUCGCCCUCCAGCCUCCACCCCUCAGUGUGCUGAGAUUACAGGUGUGCAUCAUCACACCUGGCUUUCUAGAGCCCUUUGGGACCUCUUCUGGAACUUCAUGAAAGAUCAUAUUCAUCCUUGGCACUGAGGAAGGAUGUGAGUAGCUUUGGGGAAAGUCUUGUUGCUGGGAUUCUGUCCUCACAGGAAAGCAGGCCUAUCUAGACCACAGAGUGUUCCUCCACGGCAUCGUCCUGACCCGUGCCCAGCACAGUCCUUGUGGAUUGUGAAGGGUCCAUGGCUCCGGGGAGGAUGGCCGCCCUUCCUUCCGCCCUUCCUUCUGCCCAGGGGCCACAGCACAGGCGCAUCAGCCUUUGGUCCCUGCUUUGAACCUCUCCUCCUGAGGCUUGGUCCACGAUGGGACGGAGUUUGUAGAUCGCUUGGGUGAGCAGCUCGAAGGCCAUGCUGGUGUUGCUGUUGGUCUCGGCUGAGGUGUCGGCCUGGAAAGUCUGCAAGAGGACAGCCAGCUUCUUCACUGGUCACACCUGACACCGAGCUCACCCUGUGGCCUGGCACCAGGAGGAGGAUCUUGGAGGGUAUUUCCUUUCUCCAGAGCCUGCUGCCCCCAGAGAUGCUCUCAGAGGAUGCUCUGUCAGUGACAUCAAUCAGCAGAAAGCUCCCACGCUGUCCUAAUAGGAGCUAGUCACUGACUCCGGCAGCCAAGAAGGAAUCUGGAAUGACUCUUGACAGAAAGGGACAAGGGGAUUGGGGAAGUACAAUGGACAGAAGUGAGGUACUCACAAGAUGUCAGUUCUUGAUCAGCUGUGUGACAGGUAGGUGGCUUCUUCUGUCUCGGUGUUACUGUCCUGUCAGCACGUUGAAGGGCUGUUCUGUCUCUAUAAGCUGUGCCUCCACUAGGCAAGAGCCACGAUAAUGAAUUAAAACAAGCCCGGUGUGCCGCUAUCAGAGGAGGCGGCAAAUUCGAGAAAGGCUAGGGUCACAGCUGGAGGAGGGAGAGAGUCUCAGGUUCCCGAGAGUGGUCUUUGUCCAGAAGUAAUAGCCAUUGAAGCAUUUUAUACAGUAAUGGAAUGUGCAAAGGCCCAGUGCUCUCCAGAAGGCAGUGUACCUGGAGCUAGGGAUGUAGUUCAGUGGUAGAGCCCACGCUUAAUAUAGCAAGGUCCUGGUUUCCAUCCCAGGAAUUAAAAAAUAAAAAGACUGCGUCAAGAUGGGAACCACACAAGGUACAAGGUCAGAGAGUACGUACAGAUGGAAGAAAGGGGGCAUGGAGUGGGCAGCCCUCAGACUCAGUGUGUGGCUUCAUCCUGCUCUCCCAGGCAUCUGGAGUCCUUGCUUCAGUGUGGAGCAGGCUGCUCUUGACUUCUACCACAUUCGCUUGAAAGACUGCAGUAGACAAGACGAUAUGGCCCGUUCUGCCUCCCUGGUACUGUUGCAGUGUGAACAAGGCAUGGAGGGAGCAUUGUGGAGCAUUGUCUUCUAAGUACGGCAUGGUUGAUACCACCUGUGUAUACAUGCAUGUUUGUGUGUCUGUGGAGGCCAAAGAAAAACCUCGGGUGUGUCAUCGCCCCACUGUAAGACUGGGUCUCUCCAUGGACUUGAACUCGCCAAUUAGGGUAGAGCAGCUGGCCAGUGAGCCCCAGGGAGUCUCCUGUCUGUCCCUCCCCAGCGCUGGGAUUACAAGGGUGUACCACCACAUCCAGCAUUGAUACAGGCUCUGGGCGUCCAGCUCAGGUCCUCCUGCCUUCUCGACGAGCACUGAGCUCUCUCUCCAGCCCUGGUUGCCAGCUUGAUUGUUUAGGUGUUAUCUUGACAAAAAAAACAAAGAUAAAACAGGUUUAUUGUCUACACUGUCUACACUGCCAGGGCAGCAGGCUGGGUGAUAAGUAGCGUACCUAGUACCUUUUGAGACAGGCUCUCCUAUAGCCCAGGUUGCUAACUGAAUUUGGUAUAUGGCUAAAGAUCCAGCUGCCUCCCUCUCCCAAGGGCUGGGGUUACAGGUGUGCACUAUCAGCCUUGCAGGCUGUCACCAGCGUCCUCAGAGCAGCUGUGACUGUCUACAAGUGCCGCUCAUAAGAUCCUGUCUGUUAAUGUUCCCUCAUAGAGGGAAGGACUGAGGAGAGUCAGUGGACCUUCAGCUAGGGUUCUAACCUGUCUCCCAGCAAGCUGCAUGUAAUUCCGCCCCAGCUACAUGUGGUUUUGGGGGAGAAUACAGAGUGUGGAAGGCCAGCUGAAGGGGAACGCCAUCCCUGUUGCUUUGGAGAGAUUGUCACCAUGUUGGGGUGGGACUUUUCAGUGAUACAGCUGUUUGGGGGUCACCCACGCUCCUCUAAGUAAGCCCAAUAAACUCACUGGUUCACCAAGA
This is a messenger RNA of Peromyscus californicus insignis, 3913 nucleotides long. It is a transcript of the gene Taf12, whose product is annotated as TATA-box binding protein associated factor 12. The transcript is spliced from 6 exons. Gene Ontology annotation, molecular function: TBP-class protein binding; protein heterodimerization activity; DNA binding. Lineage: Eukaryota; Metazoa; Chordata; Mammalia; Rodentia; Cricetidae. Gene Ontology annotation, biological process: DNA-templated transcription initiation; RNA polymerase II preinitiation complex assembly. Gene Ontology annotation, cellular component: transcription factor TFIID complex; SLIK (SAGA-like) complex; SAGA complex. Bases 176 to 817 code for a protein of 213 amino acids. The record is from RefSeq and is a predicted model, not a curated record.